This is a messenger RNA of Strongylus vulgaris, 519 nucleotides long. The record is from the annotation of a GenBank genome assembly. NCBI's taxonomy places the organism in Eukaryota, Metazoa, Nematoda, Chromadorea, Rhabditida, Strongylidae.
AUGAGCGACUUGUUGACCGCAGAAAUUGUGCAACUCAUCGCAGCCGCUCGAGCUACCAUCGGCACAAAUAAGAGUACAGAAAGUGCGCGGCCGAUCGACAUUGCACAGCCGAAUUGCGUUUACAUCGAGACAAUUAUCGCUCAUUCGUCAUGCGGAGAAAAUUGCAUGCGAGCAGUCCCGAUAGAGCUAUGGGGAAUUCGAAGGGAGUGGGACUCACAGCAAACAGGUCUUGCCCCUUUGUUCUUGAAGAACGCGAUAAGAUCUCAUUUACAUUUUUCGCAACUAAAUUCUUGGAUUUCCACGUUAAACGGUCAUUUGCCUGAUGGCGUCUGUUGUACGUACAGAAUUUCUUCGCAUGGUCGCGAAUUUACCAGUACCGAUGUUGUAAAUGAACAUACGUUCCCGGUGUGUCGCAUGGAUCGACAGAGCAUUCUAGUCGUUACGGUAAAAUACAUCAAAGCUGAGAACAUGCCGUUACCCAUAGGACUUUGCUUGACUCUUGGGCAAGUUUAUAAAUAA